AUGUCUUUUAUGGAUUCCACUGAACGUCAGGAGUUGAUUCAAUCGUAUGAAAAUCAAAUUGUUGAAUAUGACAAAAAAUUUGAAGAAUUGUUAACCCAACUUUCUUGGGACUUUAAAACUCUCGAGAUUCGCCAACAGCGACAUUUAUCUCUCAUUUAUAUCGCCGCGCUUUAUCACGGGAAGCGAAAGCAAGUGCCGAGCUCUGUCUUCUUCUACCAAAAUUCAUCGGUCGUAUUGUCCUUGAAUAAAGAGGAAUUGCAAAAAACAGCGGCUAAUCAAUCUGCUAAUAGUAAUGUGGGCCAAAGCUUGACAGUUAGUGAGAGACUCGAGGAAUAUGAAAAGGAGAUGGCGAUAUUUAAUCAUAUUCGUGAAGAGCGUAAACAACAAAAACGUGACGACUAUCAAAACUUCGACGAAAUUUGGGAGGCUGUUCAGAAGAAGAAAGAGAUUCUCCAUCAACAAUCAUCAACUUCUAUCGUGAACCUUUCGAAAGGAGAGAACCAGGGAUACAAAUCACGUGCCGAGAUUCUUGCCGAACAACGUGAUUAUAAACGUCGAAGGAAGUCGUACAGAGCCAAGAACAUUAGAAUUACGCAACGCACACCUACUCAGGUACACCGUGACCUCAUUGCAGCAUACAUGGAAGACUUUAAAUUGUUGAGAGAAUUUGAAAUGGAAUCCAAAUCAAAUCAUUCACCUCAACGGUUCGGUAACCCAUAUUAA
This is a messenger RNA of Acaulospora colombiana, 723 nucleotides long. The record is from the annotation of a GenBank genome assembly. NCBI's taxonomy places the organism in Eukaryota, Fungi, Glomeromycota, Glomeromycetes, Diversisporales, Acaulosporaceae.